AUAUGAAGGAUAUGAAGUAUAUUCCACUAGAACGUCAUUUUGCACGACUAUUGUCCGCAAAGAGGAAUACUAAGGAUCUGAAAUACGCUCCUUUGCAACGUUUCGUUGAGCUUUCUCCUCCCGAAGAAACGAAGAGAUCUGAUGGUGGAGGAAGAGGGAUCUGCAAUCUACUACCCGACAGUGGAAUGUGCAUGGCCAUGAUGCCAAGGUUCUACUUUGAGGCUAGUGAUGGAACCUGCAAAUCCUUUAUCUACGGCGGAUGUCGCGGGAACGAAAAUAACUUCGCAACUGAACGGGAAUGCCUGGAGACAUGUGCUUAG
Molecule: messenger RNA, 320 nt
Organism: Dibothriocephalus latus
Lineage: Eukaryota; Metazoa; Platyhelminthes; Cestoda; Diphyllobothriidea; Diphyllobothriidae
Source: the annotation of a GenBank genome assembly